CUGGGUCUUGUGGCGUUGACGGCUUCCGAGAUGCCCCUCUCCUCCCCAGCCCUAACCCUACUCUGCUCUGCCUUCGUCCUCCUCCGCUCCUUUGCCUUUCCCCCGCCCUCCUCAUCUUCCUUCGUCUUCAUUCCUCUCGUGACUCUCGCCACGCCCUUCCUUCCCCAUGCCUGCAAUCUAACGCAUCACUGCCAUCUCCACCACCACGCCACUUGCACUGGAACCCGCCCCUUCCCUCGCCUUCCGUUUCUCUGCCUGCCUGCCUCCCUCCCUCCCAGUCAUGGAAUAGAUCCCCAGGCUGCCUUUCUCAUAGCAGAAGCCUUGUUCUUUGCGUGGUGGAUGUGUGGCAUAUACGCAGGCUUAUUUCGGCAAGAGUUACAAAGGAGAUACCACCUCCAGAACUGUCCAUGCGAACCGUGUACCGUCCAUUGCUGUUUGCACUGGUAUGCACUAUGUCAGGAGCAUCGCGAGAUGCAGGGACGUUUAUCGGACAACGUGGUGAUGCCCAUGACUGUUAUCAAUCCUCCGCCUUAGCAACAGAUUAAUUUUGAAGAAUCCGCAACAGCAAGCGACUCGAAGCCUGCCCAGAUACAAGAUACAGGCUUCAUAACGAUCUAUAUUCUGAGCUGGUGAUAUUGAAUCUUAAUCCUUUAUGAGGAUUAGUGGUCUUACUUUACAAGAACCAUUUGGGCUUAAAUACAUUCACUUAAGCAAGUGAACAUAUAUAUCAACAUUUUCAAUAUUGUGAGGACAAGCCAUUAGGAUUAUUUAAGAUUGAUGGUUUAGCUUUAGAAAUAUAAAUUCAAUUUGUAGGAUAGAAAAUUGUAUGGUUUGUGGGAUAAUAUGGUUGAAAGAGUGUUUGAUAAGUACUUUUGAAAUACCAAACAAAUCUAAUAUGUAAUUUUCAACA
Molecule: messenger RNA, 910 nt
Organism: Physcomitrium patens
Lineage: Eukaryota; Viridiplantae; Streptophyta; Bryopsida; Funariales; Funariaceae
Source: RefSeq, a predicted model, not a curated record